AUGCCCUCUGUGAUGGAGAAGCCGAGCGCGGGCUCCGGGAUCCUGUCCCGCAGCCGGGCCAAGACGGCGCCCAACGGCGGCCAGCCCCACUCGGAGGAUGACAGCAGCGAGGAGGAGCACUCGCACGACAGCAUGAUCCGCGUUGGAACCAAUUACCAGGCCGUAAUUCCGGAGUGCAAGCCUGAGAGCCCUGCGCGCUACAGCAACAAGGAGCUUAAAGGGAUGCUGGUGUGGUCGCCCAACCACUGUGUGUCAGAUGCUAAACUUGACAAGUACAUUGCCAUGGCCAAGGAGAAGCAUGGCUACAACAUCGAGCAGGCACUGGGUAUGCUUCUGUGGCACAAGCAUGACGUGGAAAAGUCGCUAGCGGACCUGGCCAACUUCACUCCGUUCCCUGACGAGUGGACAGUGGAGGACAAGGUGCUGUUUGAACAGGCCUUUGGCUUCCAUGGCAAGUGCUUCCAGCGUAUCCAGCAGAUGCUGCCUGACAAGCUGAUCCCCAGCCUGGUUAAGUAUUACUACUCUUGGAAGAAGACCCGAAGCCGGACCAGCGUGAUGGACAGGCAGGCCCGGCGACUUGGGGGCCGCAAAGACAAAGAAGACAGUGAUGAGCUUGAAGAGGGUCGGGGGACUGUGAGUGAGGGCGAGCCUGAUGCCGGAGACCCCAAGAGAGAGCCUCUGCCCUCGCGGCCCCUGAAUGCCCGCCAAGGCCCCGGGAAGAAGGAGGUCCAGGUGUCCCAGUACCGUCAUCACCCUCUGAGGACCCGGCGGCGCCCACCCAAGGGCAUGUACCUGAGCCCCGAGGGCCUUGCUGCUGUGUCCGGGAGCCCGGACCUUGCUAACCUCACACUUCGAGGCCUUGAUUCCCAGCUCAUCUCUCUCAAACGCCAGGUUCAGAGCAUGAAGCAGACCAAUAGCAGCCUUCGCCAAGCGCUGGAGGGUGGCAUCGAUCCUCUCCGCCCCCCUGAGGCCAACACCAAGUUCAACUCGCGCUGGACCACCGACGAGCAGCUUCUGGCUGUGCAGGCCAUUCGCAGGUACGGCAAAGACUUCGGGGCGGUCGCCGAAGUGAUUGGGAACAAGACCCUGACCCAGGUGAAGACUUUCUUUGUGAGCUACCGACGCCGCUUCAAUCUGGAGGAGGUGCUCCAGGAAUGGGAGGCCGAGCAGGAUGGGGCCCUGGCAGCUCCAGGCCCCGUGGAGGAAGCCAGGAGAGUGGCUCCCUUGCCAGCCCCAGCCCUGGAGGAAGAUGAUGAGGUCCAGAUCAUGUCUGUCUCCACAUCUGCGCCUCGGUCGGUGCCCCCUGCACCACCACCCCCUCCACCUCCCACCUCGCUGUCGCAGCCCCCUCCACUGCUGAGGCCACCCCUGCCCACAGCACCCACUCUGCUUCGUCAGCCGCCCCCAUUACAGCAGGGCCGCUUCCUCCAGCCCCGGCUGGCCCCUAACCAGCCCCCUCCUCCACUCAUCCGCCCUGCUCUGGCUGCCUCCCGCCACAGUGCUCGCUCAGGACCCCAGCCCCCACCCACCCUCAUCGGAGCCCCCCUGGAGCCCCCGGCGCCUUCACUCUGA
Messenger RNA from Elephantulus edwardii (Cape elephant shrew), 1572 nucleotides. RefSeq names its product REST corepressor 2 (gene RCOR2). Gene Ontology annotation, biological process: regulation of transcription by RNA polymerase II; negative regulation of DNA-templated transcription. Gene Ontology annotation, cellular component: transcription regulator complex; histone deacetylase complex. NCBI's taxonomy places the organism in Eukaryota, Metazoa, Chordata, Mammalia, Macroscelidea, Macroscelididae. The record is from RefSeq and is a predicted model, not a curated record. The transcript is spliced from 12 exons. Gene Ontology annotation, molecular function: transcription corepressor activity. Bases 1 to 1572 code for a protein of 523 amino acids.